This is a messenger RNA of Trichomonas vaginalis G3, 1923 nucleotides long. RefSeq names its product TOR signaling. The coding region runs from base 1 to 1923 and encodes 640 amino acids. The record is from RefSeq and is a predicted model, not a curated record. Gene Ontology annotation, cellular component: TORC1 complex; cytoplasm. The transcript has a single exon. Lineage: Eukaryota; Parabasalia; Trichomonadida; Trichomonadidae. Gene Ontology annotation, biological process: positive regulation of protein serine/threonine kinase activity; regulation of autophagy; cellular response to starvation. Gene Ontology annotation, molecular function: protein-macromolecule adaptor activity.
AUGGCGAAUCCUAUGAUGUGCUUGCAGGCAGACGCGCCGCCAACUAGGCGUGUUACGCGUCCGCCUAUUGUUUUUCAUCAAAGAGAAACAAAACAGCAACAGCAAACUCAAAAUAUAUGCGUGAAAACAAAAGGCGCAAUUUGUUUUUUGUGCCUUUUUGAUGGAUUGCGCACACCAACAAUUCGACGACUGAGUCGAAAACCUCGAUUGAUAUGUAAUCGGCCACUUUUAACGUUCGAUCCUUCAGUAUUUGCUCCAUCAUCACAAAAUGCAAUUCAAAAUUUAUAUAUGAAUUCUCUUAAAUGUUCAGCGGAUAUAGUUGUUGAUCCACCAGUAAAAGAUGCGCUUGAUAUGAUGCAUAAACUUUCGCAAAAUGCUACGUCAGAAAGAGUUAUUUUACAUUACUUCGGUCAAGGUUGCAAUCAACCAUCACCAGAUGGAUCUAUAUUCUUCUUCUCAGAAGAUAGAGCUCGCUAUAAGCCCGUUAAGUUAGAAGUUCUUUUCCAAUACGUUCCAGGACCUAUUUGUGUUAUUGUAGACUGCCCUUCAGCAGCAGUUCUCGCAAAUGCAUUUUCAACCCAUAAAGAUACACUUGGUUUCUUUGCUUGCAGUCAAAAUGAACAAAUGCCGAUUUCUACAGACGCACCGUGGGAUUUAUUCAGUUCAUGUCUCCUAUCGCCAUUUGAGACUGCUCUCUGGUGGCACACUCGAAGACACAGUUGCGUUUUCGAAAUUCCGGAAAGAUUCCAAAAAGUAGAAAAUACAAGCUUCAUCAAACAAUUUUUCUUCGCUUUACUCGAAGCCAUUGCAUUUGAUACACAACCUCAAGGUUUAUUCGAACAAUUUACUAAAGAUCCAGCUAUGACAUCAUUAGCACGAGGUUUUGUUCUUUCUCAGCGCGUUAUGCAGUCAUUCAACCUUCAUCCUGUUUCAUUACCCGCUCUCAAGCCUACAUCCAGCCAUGAUUUAUGGUUCUUCUGGGAUACAGCAAUCGAUUGCGCCCUUGCAAUGCCAGAUGACGUCUCCUCCCGCAUGAUCUUCAAGCUCUUCAUCGAAAGCUUCCAUAAUUUCCCAACUGUCGGAGUUAUGCCGAUUUUCUCAUUUUUCAUAACUCGUCCUGAAUUCAGGGAAGAAUCCGUCCGUGUUCUUAUCGAUUACAUCGACAACCAUUCCGAUGUUGCAGAAUCCGCAGCCCGCUCCAACAUCGCUAGAACAAUUGUCGAAAUGAACAGUAUAAACAACAACAAUCCACCGUCCGCGUCCACCUGUUUACUUCUUGCGAAGUUGCUCUCUAUAGGUGUUGGAACAUCUCCUUUCCAGCAGCAAUGGGUUUUCUGGUUCAAAGAAACAGCAGAUGCCGCAGAUGUAAAAGCCGGACUUUUGUCAAUAUGUUGUGCGAUCUCCAACAAUUUCAUGAGCUCUUUCACAAAGAUACAUUCUAUAUGUAUAAAGAGAGCUAUUGAUUGCGCACCAUAUUCGGCAUUGUUGAUUGGUUUAUUGAUGCAAAGAGCUGUUUCUUUGAUAAAUUUGCCACCUUUUGGAAGUAAUUUCCUUCCUCUUUUGGAUUCUGAAUCCCCUGAAAACAGAUUAGCUUGUGCUUUCUUGAUGGGCAAUCUGAAAGAGAGAUCUUGCAUCCCUAAGUUGGUUGAGUUGUUGUCAAAUGAAAAUGAGAAACAAGAGAUAAGAUGCCAAUGCGCAAUUUCUCUUGGAUUACUCAUGAAACAGCAACAGGAUCCACAGAUAAGCCAGGCAUUGGCAAAGGCUGCUAGAGAUAAAGAUAGAAGUGUUGCAGAAUUGGCUCAAAUGAUGAUGUCAGCAAGAGUGGAUCAGGCACAGGAGAAAUUUAACAUCUUGAAGUUGUUAAUGAAUGCUGUCAAGAGAAAUGGUUUCUAUGAUAGAUAUUAUUCCGGUCUUAUUGUUUAA